Molecule: messenger RNA, 1236 nt
Organism: Penicillium pulvis
Lineage: Eukaryota; Fungi; Ascomycota; Eurotiomycetes; Eurotiales; Aspergillaceae
Product: snRNP70 family protein
Exons: 5
Coding region: 1-1236 (411 amino acids)
Biological process (GO): mRNA splicing, via spliceosome
Cellular component (GO): U1 snRNP; U2-type prespliceosome; precatalytic spliceosome
Molecular function (GO): mRNA binding; U1 snRNA binding
Source: RefSeq, a predicted model, not a curated record
AUGACUGAUAAACUCCCCCGCCUUUACUGGCCUUGUUCCAGCCGCGACCACCUCUUCGUUACAUCCCCCCCAGCGAUCGCGCACCGGAAGACUACUUUCGCAGAAGAGGCCCCUUAUAACGCGACCGAGAGCUGGCUGCAGCGCAAAUGGCGCCAGAAGUUGGAGAAGAAGGAAAAAUUAGAGAAGCAGGUGACCGAUGGGUUGGAAACCUUUGACCCAGAGAAGGAUCCGCAAGCACGAGGUGACCCCUACAGAACUCUCUUUGUGGCACGACUCAGCUACGAUGUGAAAGAAUCAGAUAUCGAGCGAGAGUUCGGCCGUUUCGGCCCCAUUGAGCGUAUUCGCAUCGUCAAAGAUACAGUCUCACCCAAGGCAUCCAAAAAACCCAAUAAAGGUUAUGCGUUUAUCGUUUACGAACGCGAGAAAGAUAUGAAAGCGGCCUACAAGGAAACGGAUGGAAUCCGUAUCAAGGACCGACGAGUCCUAGUGGAUGUGGAGCGUGGACGCACGACCAAGGGCUGGAAGCCUCGUCGCUUUGGUGGUGGCUUAGGAGGUCGUGGAUACACCAAGGCAAUGCCCUCUCGACCAGUUGGGCCAGGAUUCAAUGCGCCAUCUGGACCUGGAGGUUUCGGUGGCGGCUUUCGCGGUGGAUUCGGAGGUGGCGGUAGAGGCUUCCGUGGAGGUGGUGGGUUCCGGGGUGGUGACCGUUUCGGACCUCGUGGAGGAAUUGGCUACCAAGGCGGCCGUAAUGGAUUCGGUGGUGGAGGCCAACCACCCCCCAACGCUCCCUCUGGUCCCGGUGGUGGCCGCAGGGGAGAUUUCGGAGGCGGUAGAGGAGACUUUGGAGGUGGUAGGGGAGACUACGGAGGUGGAGGCUCUUACGGUGGUGGUAGAUUCGACCGUGGAAGUGGCAGCAACCGGGAGCCUGUGCGCCCACGAGAUGGCCCUUCGGACCGGGACCGCCGCGACGACCGGGACCGUGAUCGCUACAGAGACCGCGACCGCCGUGAUGAUCGCAAUGGAGGAGACCGCUACGGGGACCGUGAUCGCGACAGAUAUGGUGGCCGAGAUGCCGGUCGAGAUGCUGGCCGAGAUGCUGGCCGAGAUGCUGGCCGAGAUGCUGGCCGAGACGCUGGCCGAGACGCUGGCCGAGACGCUGGCCGGGAGGACUUUGGACGGAAGCGACCCCGUGAAGACGAUGGCUACGAUGACCCCCGAUCCCGGAGACGAUACUAA